AUGGAGGCUGGCGGCGCUAGCACGACUACUACGAGGAAGAGGAAAGCAGCUGCGCUCGAGGGCCAUCCGGCUCCGGCGCCGGUGGCAGCGGCGACCGAUCCCGGAAUGGGCGAAGACGACGGAGGCGGAUCGGGUGAAAAUCGGCAAGAUCUCGACCGCCUCAGCAGCCUUCCCGAUGCGAUCCUCGGUGAGAUAAUAUCCCUCCUCCCCACCAAGCAAGGGGCUCGCACCCGGAUCCUCGUGUCCCGGUGGCGCCACCUCUGGUGCUCUACGCCCCUGAACCUCGACUGCCGUCACCUCGCCUGUACAUGGCACGAACUCCCUGCUCUCAUGCAUCGCAUCAUUAACGCCCACCAAGGCCCCGGCCGCCGCUUCUGCACUCCGGAGCUGUUGUACACCAUAAACGACAUAGAUGCUGUGGAGGCCUGUCUCCUAUCCCCCGCUUUGGCUAGGCUCGAGGAGCUUAAGCUCAACAGCUGGAGAAGGCAGCCGCUGCCGGAAUUAGUCUUCCGCUUCUCGGACACCCUCGUUGUUUUCCGCAUUGAACAGUGCAGCCUCCCGGACGCCACCGUCCACAGAUUUCAUUUUCCCCGGCUUCAGCGGCUCGAACUUGUUCAUAGCAGCAUCACGGAGUGCUCACUCCACAGCAUGAUUGCCGGCUGCCCUUCUCUGGAGUUCUUGCUAAUUUCUCGGUGCAGUGGACCUCGUUGCCUCCGGAUCAAUUCACUUGUCCUCAGAAGCGUUACAGUCAGCAAUUUUACACUGGGUGCACCCAUGUUAGACGAAAUCGUCAUCGAGAGUGCCCCUUGUCUCGAAAGUCUAUUCCAUCUAGAUCAGGACCGGGAUUUGCGUGUAUCAGUGAUCUUCGCACCUAAGUUUGAGACCUUAGGCUGUACCAACUCCACCAGGCUCCUCUUUGGUUCUAUGGAUAUUCAGGGAUCACGCACAAUCAAGUGUUUGGCUCAAACUAUGCCCACUCUUAGUUUGGAUAUGGUUAUUGGAUUGAUGAGAAGCUUUCCGUGCUUGGAGAAGUUGUACAUUCAGUGCAACACGUCAAGGAAGAACAAUAAUGUGUGGCGUCGUAAAUACCGCGAUCUUCUCAGAAGUCUUGACAUCCGUCUGAAAAUUAUGGUGUUGAAGUAUUAUUCCGGCAGAAAACCAGAUGUUGAUUUUGUCACAUUCUUUGUCCUCAACGCUAGACAGCUAGAGUCGAUGACACUUAUGGUCCAGACCGACGAUAUCGACGAGGACUUCUUGGCAAAACAGCACCACAAGCUUCAGCUGGAGAAGAGGGCUUCACAUGGUGCUCAGUUUCAUUUCACUGCGGAACGACGCCACGAAUUUGGAUACAAAUUAUCCUUUUGA
Molecule: messenger RNA, 1365 nt
Organism: Triticum turgidum subsp. durum (durum wheat)
Lineage: Eukaryota; Viridiplantae; Streptophyta; Magnoliopsida; Poales; Poaceae
Source: the annotation of a GenBank genome assembly